CCCGGUGAUCUGGCGCAUGUUGACCUACCCUCCGACACGCCGUGCUCUCAUUGUGGGUUGUGGACUCCAGAUGUUCCAGCAGCUUUCUGGCAUCAACACGGUCAUGUACUACAGCGCCACCAUUCUGCAGAUGUCUGGAGUACGUGAUGACAAGUUGGCCAUCUGGCUAGUGACUGUAACAGCGUUCACAAAUUUUCUGUUUACUUUGCUGGGCGUUUGGUUGGUUGAAAGGGUGGGCAGACGCAGACUUACGUUGGGAAGCAUCUUUGGUACUGUUUUGAGUCUGUGUAUCCUAUCGGUUGGCUUCCUCCUGUCAGCCCAGCAUUCUCCUCCUGUUACACUACAUCUGACGGACCCCACGACACCCAACUCCAGCUGCACAACACAUCUGUCAUGCGAGCCCUGUAUGUUGGACCCAAGCUGUGGUUACUGUUAUCAGGAAAACAGCACUGCUGUGUUUGCCUCCUCCUGUGUGCCCGUCAAUCCGGCCUCCACUGAGAGAGCAGCGUGGGGGAAGUGCUCCAACUCCACACAUAUGCCAGAUAGUGGUAUAUGGGCUUAUAAUUUUUGCCCAACAUCUUAUUCAUGGGUUGUGCUCCUGGGACUGGUGCUCUAUCUCGCAUUUUUUGCCCCAGGAAUGGGACCGAUGCCAUGGACAGUUAAUUCUGAAAUCUACCCUCUUUGGGCCAGAAGCACAGGCAAUGCUUGUUCGGCUGGAGUGAACUGGACCUUCAAUGUGCUGGUGUCUCUAACGUUCCUUCACAUGGCCCAGUACCUGACUUACUACGGUGUAUUUUUUCUGUAUUCCAGUUUGGCUCUAACUGGUUUCUUUUUCAUUUAUGGCUGCCUGCCCGAGACUAAGGGACGGCGGCUAGAAGAGAUUGAGUCCUUGUUUGAAAACCAGCUUUGCUCAUGCGGGAUCUCGGAUUCUGAUGAGGAUCGGCAGGUGGAAUACAUCCGGGUGAAAGGGUCAAACUACCAUCUAUCGGACAACGACGCAUCAGAUGUCGAAUAACUAAUUUGAAACCUCUAGGGUGGUAAACAGGAAUGAGAAGGUAUCGAUUGAGCCUCAUUCAACCCUGAUGUCAGGUCCGCCCACUGUAUCGGUCAGGUUGAGCCUCUCAAGAACAGGGUUGUAGAGCACACACAAACAAACACGCAGUGCCAAGUCAGCUUUUAUAAUAUCGUCAGUAUGUUUUUGCGUCACAGUACAUGCAGAUCUACUGGCUCUUUUCUCCACUGUCGGAUGAAUAUCCUCUGCUUAUUUAUGUAAAAUGAGAUGCUAGCUGUAAAUUCAAUAAUAUGUAUGCAGAGGGAUAUUAUUUUUUUCUUAAUGUCAUGUCUAAGUGCGAACUCAAUGCAAAUUUUAUAUUUGAAAAUAACACUUAUGCACGCAAAGAAAAAUAUAAGCUACACUACACUCUCAAAAAU
This is a messenger RNA of Sinocyclocheilus grahami, 1431 nucleotides long. It is a transcript of the gene slc2a13a, whose product is annotated as solute carrier family 2 member 13a. NCBI's taxonomy places the organism in Eukaryota, Metazoa, Chordata, Actinopteri, Cypriniformes, Cyprinidae. Gene Ontology annotation, molecular function: myo-inositol:proton symporter activity. Gene Ontology annotation, biological process: transmembrane transport; myo-inositol transport. The record is from RefSeq and is a predicted model, not a curated record. The coding region runs from base 17 to 1015 and encodes 332 amino acids. The transcript has 7 exons. Gene Ontology annotation, cellular component: apical plasma membrane.